Messenger RNA from Knipowitschia caucasica, 1599 nucleotides. The record is from the annotation of a GenBank genome assembly. Lineage: Eukaryota; Metazoa; Chordata; Actinopteri; Gobiiformes; Gobiidae.
AUGGACAAAAAAAGAGCACUCCGGGAGAGGCGCUGGAUUCUCCCGGGGACCAGUGGAGCGAGCUGCCCGAGCUGUCAGCACCGAUUCUGGGCGAGUUUGGACCCUGAUUUAGCGCUCGGAGUCAUGACCGAGUUCCAGGAGAAGCUCCGGCAGCAGCACCAGGAAUCUAUGCACCAGGAGCUGCAGAAACUGGUGUCCUCUGCAGACCCCAAGGAGCAAGAGAUUUCCAGAAAAGACCUUGAUGGAUUCGAGAAGUUGUUCCACAGGUUCCUUCAGGUCAAAGGCCCCGCCAUCGACUGGGCCAAAAUCAGCGGCCCCCCGGAGGACUCGAUCCAGCCGUACGAGAGGAUCCGGUCGAAGGGGCUCCCAGGGGACAUUGCGGCGGCUCUGGACCGUCUGGUGGUGGUGAAGCUGAACGGGGGCCUGGGCACCAGUAUGGGCUGCAAGGGCCCCAAGAGUCUGAUCAGUGUGCGCAGCGAGAACACCUUCCUGGACCUCACCGUGCAGCAGAUCGAGCACCUGAAUAAGACGUACAACACAGACGUGCCGCUGGUUCUGAUGAACUCCUUCAACACCGACGAAGACACGAAGAAAAUCCUGCAGAAAUAUUCUCACCACAGAGUCAAGAUCCACACCUUCAACCAGAGCCGAUACCCGCGCAUCAACAAAGAGUCCCUCCUGCCCAUCGCUAAGACCAUGGGCCCCGGGGGAGACGGCGAGGCCUGGUACCCUCCCGGUCACGGAGACAUCUACGCCAGUUUCUCCAACUCGGGUCUUCUGGACCAGCUCCUGGACCAGGGCAAGGAGUACAUCUUUGUGUCCAACAUCGACAACCUGGGAGCCACCGUGGACCUGUUCAUCCUGCAGCACCUGAUGAGCCAGCCCCAGGACAGACGCUGCGAGUUCAUCAUGGAGGUCACCGACAAGACCCGGGCAGACGUCAAGGGUGGGACGCUGAUCGAGUACGAGGAGCGGCUGCGUCUGUUGGAGAUCGCUCAGGUCCCAAAGUCUCACGUGGACGAGUUCAAGUCCGUCUCCAAGUUUAAGAUCUUCAACACCAACAACCUGUGGAUCUCUCUCCCGGCGAUAAAGAGAGUCCAGGAGGCCAACGCCCUGGACCUGGAGAUAAUCGUCAACCCCAAGACUCUGGACGGCGGUCUGAACGUGAUCCAGCUGGAGACGGCGGUGGGCGCGGCCAUAAAGAGCUUUAAGAACGCUCUGGGUGUGAACGUGCCUCGCAGCCGCUUCCUGCCCGUGAAGACCACCUCCGACCUCCUGCUGGUCAUGUCCAACCUCUACAGCCUGGACGCAGGGUCUCUCACCAUGAGCCAGAGGAGAGAGUUCAGGACCACGCCUCACGUCAAGCUGGGCAGCUCCUUCACCAAGGUCCAAGAAUACCUGAAGAGGUUUGAGAACAUCCCUGACAUGUUGGAGCUGGAUCAUCUCACCGUGUCCGGAGACGUCACCUUCGGCAAAAACGUUUCUCUCAAGGGAACCGUCAUCAUCAUCGCCAACCACGGCGACCGCAUCGAUAUUCCGGCCGGCGCCAUGCUGGAAAACAAGAUUGUGUCUGGCAACCUCCGGAUCCUGGACCAUUGA